Molecule: messenger RNA, 548 nt
Organism: Cylicostephanus goldi
Lineage: Eukaryota; Metazoa; Nematoda; Chromadorea; Rhabditida; Strongylidae
Source: the annotation of a GenBank genome assembly
AUGAAGAACAAUCAGAUUCGAUGCUUGGUGGAUAGAGGAGUGCGCGUCAAAGUCGUGCCAUGGGACCAUCCUUUCGAAAAAGAAGCAUUCGAUGGCCUCUUCAUUUCUAAUGGCCCUGGUGAUCCAGAGAAGUGCUCUGCUCUGGUUGAUCGUCUCUCAGCUCUGUUGCAAACAACCAAUAAACCCAUUUUUGGAAUCUGCCUGGGACAUCAAUUGCUAGCCCGAGCAGCUGGUGCGAAAACCUACAAGCUGAAGUACGGUAAUCGUGGACAUAACCAGCCAUGCACCCAUGCGGAUACCUGGAGAUGUUUUAUAACAUCGCAGAAUCAUGGUUUUGCAGUAGAUGCUUCUUCAUUGCCACAUGAUUGGCGACCGCUGUUCACGAAUGAGAAUGACACGACGAAUGAGGGUAUUGCGCAUAAGAUAAAGCCUUGGUUCAGCGUCCAAUUCCAUCCUGAGCAUACAGCUGGACCAACGGACUGCGAGUUUUUGUUUGAUGUCUUUGUUGAUGCAGUCAAUUCGGUCAGGAGGGGAAAGGAAUGCUAGUA